Penicillium canariense is the source of this 963-nucleotide messenger RNA. RefSeq lists its product as uncharacterized. NCBI's taxonomy places the organism in Eukaryota, Fungi, Ascomycota, Eurotiomycetes, Eurotiales, Aspergillaceae. The record is from RefSeq and is a predicted model, not a curated record. Bases 1 to 963 code for a protein of 320 amino acids. The transcript has a single exon.
AUGGACGGGUCGCAGCGACCUGAAGCCAUGUGCUCCUCUCACUCCGACUCCAGCGACCCCUCCCGGCCCAGGUCCGAAGAUGCCCCGAGCCGAGUGGGAAAGGAGGACGUCAUGAUCACUCUGUCGCUCUCUCCCGAACCGCCGGCUCCUCCCCGGACUCGAUCCCCUUUGGCCCGACCGCAUCUGCGUUCACGAUCACUGGUUGGGAUCCCCGGCAUGCCAUCGAUGACGCGCGCGUACUCAUCCCCAGGGCUGGACUCUCGGGGGCGAUAUAUCUUCGUCAAUGGCCGCGGGGUGCCCGCGCCUCAGUCUUCCGUGGACAUCGCGAAGCGAUCUACGCCCUUGCAGAUGCGAGCGGAUGAUCACAUCGAGACCCGCCUGGGGUCGCUCAACAUCUCGGAAACGAUCUCUGAGAAUGCCGAGCUCGAGACGGUGCCGCCGUCUCCCUCGUCGCAGUCGGGCUCGUCGCCCGUCUUGAUGCCGCAGACCUUCCCCCGCAUCGGUCGCCUGCGCUCGACAUCUCCCCUCCAUUUUCAGCAGCCCAUCAGCAAUCUGCCCUCGAUCCAUACCUCGCCCACGCUCGGUGGGAAGUACAAUGAGUCAUAUCCUGGCCUUUCAGCCUCCUCUACCUCCUCCGUGCCCUCUACCCCCACUAGCCUCCGCUCUCGAAGCCCCAGCAUCUCGUCAUUGGAAACUAUACCCGACAUUCCGGAUGCCGAGGCCGAGGCGCUCGAAGAUGACCGGAUCGCGGAACUAAAGGCUGCGGCAGAUGCAGCCGAUGCAGCAAGCAACGCGGGCCGACGACGCGGCACCUCCGACUUCUCUACCCCGUCUAGUUCAUCCGGCACAAUCCGUGGCGGAGCCAGUGCAUAUGCCCCACGGAGCGACAAACGCAAGCGAUGGAGUGUCUGUGGUGCCGAACGCCGGCAAGAUCUGGACCUAGAAACUAUCUGGGAGGACUAA